Parnassius apollo (apollo) is the source of this 306-nucleotide messenger RNA. NCBI's taxonomy places the organism in Eukaryota, Metazoa, Arthropoda, Insecta, Lepidoptera, Papilionidae. The record is from the annotation of a GenBank genome assembly.
AUGAAACUAUUAGAAGACGUAGCAAAAGGAGAAUAUGAAAUCAAGGUAUUACAAGGUGACAGAGUUAAAAUACAACCAAAAUCAGCUGAAUCAUACUCCACCAUUUAUAAAGAACUAAAGGCUAAAGAUACCGAAUUUUAUAGUUACCAACCAAAACUAGACCGCAGUUUUAGAGUUUUGCUAAAACAUCUACACCAAUCUACAAACAAAGAGGAUAUAAAAAUAGCUAUUGAGGAACUUCACCACAAAGUAGUAAAUGUCUGGAACAUCCAAAACUCAAGAACAAAACAGGCGCUACCAAUGUGA